Messenger RNA from Perca fluviatilis (European perch), 1675 nucleotides. Its product is annotated as hairy/enhancer-of-split related with YRPW motif protein 1-like. NCBI's taxonomy places the organism in Eukaryota, Metazoa, Chordata, Actinopteri, Perciformes, Percidae. The transcript has 5 exons. The record is from RefSeq and is a predicted model, not a curated record. Bases 111 to 1058 code for a protein of 315 amino acids. Gene Ontology annotation, biological process: circulatory system development; regulation of neurogenesis; regulation of transcription by RNA polymerase II. Gene Ontology annotation, cellular component: nucleus. Gene Ontology annotation, molecular function: RNA polymerase II cis-regulatory region sequence-specific DNA binding; protein dimerization activity; DNA-binding transcription factor activity, RNA polymerase II-specific.
AAUGAUCAGAGCAGAAGAAGGUCUGACGUUUAAACUCUUGCACAGACCCUCUGCUGUCAGUGCACUACCGGAGCGUUCUCUGAAAGGAGUAGGCUACUUUUGAUCACUGUAUGCUUGGAAGCAAAAUGAAGCGAAGCCACAAUUACAGCUCAUCGGAUAGCGACCUGGACGACAAUAUUGAGGUGGAGAAGGAUAGUGGCGACGAAAAUGGUCAACUUGAUUCUCACGGCUCAAUGUCACCCUCCACAACCACACAAGUCCAAGCCAGAAAAAGGCGCAGAGGGAUUAUUGAGAAACGGAGACGUGACCGAAUCAAUAAUAGUCUGUCAGAGUUGAGAAGAUUGGUGCCAAGUGCUUUUGAGAAACAGGGAUCAGCUAAAUUGGAAAAAGCAGAAAUUUUGCAAAUGACUGUGGACCAUUUGAAGAUGCUUCAUGCGUCUGGUGGCAAAGGUUUCUUUGAGGCUCAUGCUCUUGCUAAGGAUUACCGCAGCCUGGGCUUCAGGGAGUGCCUGGCAGAGACCGCUCGCUACCUCAGCAUCAUAGAGGGUCGGGACGGUACAGACCCCCUCCGUAUACGUUUGGUGUCCCACCUCAGCAACUACGCCUCUCAGAGGGAGGUGCACACUGGACUGGAACACUUAGCCUGGGGCUCUGCCUACGGGACUCCCCCUGCCCAUCUCCCCCCCCACCACCUCCUCCUACAACACCCCCAGGGCAGGACACCUGCAUCCAGAAGCAACAGUAGCCCACCCUCCUCCUCUUCUUCAUCUACAUCUUCCUCCCCCUCCACUGAGGCAUCUGGGACAUCCAGACUCAGUGUCAUGCCCCCCACAGAGACCCUCAGGGUGCCUCCCAGCGGCUCGCUGGCCCUCAGUCUGUCUGUGCCAACAUCCAAGCUUUCCCCACCACUGCUUUCAUCCCUCUCCUCGCUGUCGGCCUUCCCCCUCUCCUUCGGUGCUUUGCCUCUGGUGUCCCCAACAGCCCUCAGCACAGUGAGCCCCUCCUCCACCCUGUCAAAGCCUUACAGGCCAUGGGGUACGGAGAUUGGGGCCUUCUGAAGCAAACAACUGGACUGAAGGCAACAGCUGAGCUGUGCCCACCACCACAGACUAGCCACCGCAACCUGACUCUGUUUUUAUAGCAAUCAAACACAGGGGAACGAAGCAAACUGAUUUUAUUUCAUUAGUAUCUCUGUAUCUCAACAUCACUGCAAAUUAGGUGAACCCCAAUGAUUUCCGAAGCUUAAAAAAAGGUUUGAAUGAAAGUAUACAAGAAUAAGGGGGAGAUGUUGAUCUCAUUAUGUCCUAACUCUAAAGAAAGGAAUUCUAAAUGAUUUUAUGUUAUUCAUUGACUAAUUUUAGUUAACAUGCACUCCAGGCUGAGGACUGAUAUCAUGACAUAUGGGCCAAGAAUAGAUGUAAGCACAAAUAUACUAGAGAAUAUUUUGUAGACCACAUAAUGGAACUUCUACACAGAUGUCUGUAUUUAACAUAAUGUAGAGUUACUUAAUUUGGUCUGCUUCUUUCGUGGUAUCAGAACUCAUGGAAAUUAAUAAGCAUUAUGUGCCAUUGUUGGAAAACUAACCACUUGAGAAUUGGGAACUUGCAUUCUUGUAUCUAUUUGUAAUAUUUUUGUACCAAUAAAUUGAGUUUAAAGUAUAAAAUGUGGAUUUAAA